This is a messenger RNA of Heterocephalus glaber (naked mole-rat), 2091 nucleotides long. It is a transcript of the gene Preb, whose product is annotated as prolactin regulatory element binding. NCBI's taxonomy places the organism in Eukaryota, Metazoa, Chordata, Mammalia, Rodentia, Bathyergidae. Gene Ontology annotation, cellular component: endoplasmic reticulum membrane. Gene Ontology annotation, molecular function: protein binding; guanyl-nucleotide exchange factor activity. The record is from RefSeq and is a predicted model, not a curated record. Gene Ontology annotation, biological process: endoplasmic reticulum to Golgi vesicle-mediated transport.
UCGGCGUCCUGCGCCUGCGUGGAGUGCCGCGAGAGGGAGGCGCGUGCGCUGUACGCUCCUUGGAAACCAAGUCGGACAGCUUGGGACCGAGACGCGGGUGUCUGCGGGUGGUUGGAGUUGUAGCGACCCAGCGGGAGUGAGAGGGGUCCCGGCGGCGACGGGACAAGUUCAGCAACGGCUGGGACAGUGAACGCGCGGCGGGCGGGAUGGGCCGGCGCCAGGCUCCGGACCUGUACCGGGCCCCGUUCCCCUUGUACGCGCUUCGGGUGGACCCCAGCGCGGGGCUGCUCAUCGUGGCGGGCGGAGGAGGCGCCGCCAAGACCGGCGUAAAAAAUGGAGUGCAUUUUCUGCAGCUAGAACAGAUUGAUGGGCGCCUGAGCGCCUCUUUGCUGCACUCUCAUGACACAGAGACACGGGCCACCAUGAACCUGGCACUGGCUGGUGACAUCCUUGCUGCAGGGCAGGAUGCUCACUGUCAGCUCCUGCGCUUCCGGCCCCAUCAGCAGAAGGGCAACAAGGCAGAGAGGGCAGGUUCCAAGGAGCAAGGACCUCAAUCAAGAAAGGGGGCAGCCCCAGCAGAGAAGAAAUGGGGAGCUGAAACCCAACGAGACGGGGUAGAGCUCAAAGUAGAGAACCUGCAGGCGGUGCAGACAGACUUUGGCCUGCAGAAAGAUAUACUGCAAAAAGUUGUGUGCUUCAACCAUGAUAAUACCAUGAUUGCCACUGGAGGGACAGAUGGCCAUGUUCGUGUCUGGAAGGUUCCCAGCCUGGAGAAGGUUCUGGAGUUCAGAGCUCAUGAAGAUGAGAUUGAAGACCUGUCUUUGGGGCCUGAUGGCAAGCUGGUAACUGUGGGCCGGGACCGUAAGGCCUUUGUGUGGCAAAAGGAUCAGCUAGUAACACAGCUGCACUGGGAAGAGAACGGACCCAACUUUGCUAACACACCUUACCGCUACCGGGCCUGCAGGUUUGGGCAGGUUCCAGACCAGCCCACUGGGCUGCGACUCUUCACAGUGCAGAUCCCCUACAAGCACCUGCAGCAGCGCCCACCCUGCUACCUCACAGCCUGGGAUGCUUCCACUUUCCUGCCCCUUCGGACUAAGUCCUGUGGCCAUGAAGCCGUCUCCUGCCUCAGUGUCAGUGAAUCGGGCACCUUCCUAGGCCUGGGCACAGUCACUGGCUCUGUUGCCAUCUACAUAGCUUUCUCUCUCCAGUUUCCUUCCUGCCCUCAGCGCCUCUAUUAUGUGAGGGAGUCUCAUAGCUUUGUGGUGACAGAUGUGGCCUUUCUACCUGAGAAGGGUCGUGGACCACAGCUGCUCGGGUCCCACGAAACUGCCUUGUUCUCUGUGGCUGCAGAUAGUCGUUGCCGGCUGCACCUCCUGCCCUCACGCCGGAGUGUUCCUGUGUGGCUGCUGCUCCUGCUAUGUGUUGGGCUUAUCAUUGUGACCAUCCUGCUGCUCCAGAGUGCCUUUCCAGGUUUUAUUUAGCCUUCCUGCUCUCGGGAAUCUGGCCGGGACAUUGCCACCGCCUAGAGGAGAAUGGAGGCCUGGACUCCUACUGCUCAUUCCACUUGGCCCCACUUGCCUCUGAUGAGGGGCACAGCUACAGCCUGGCCUUCUCAGUUAAGGCUUGGCUGUGUCUGUGCAUGACUCUGGGUCCUGGGAGCCCCAUAUUCGUCACCUGUGGAUCUACCCAGGACAGCAGUGUUUGAAGCCAGACCACACUACCUUCCCCCUUCCCUUUGCCCAGCAGGGGCUCCAAAGCUGAGCGUGUCCUUCAUCAGAAACAUGAAGAUGUCCAAGAGCCUGGAGGCACUGCUGACCUUCCUGCAGAAACAAUCAGUUUCUCCUCCUCCCCUCACAGUCUUCACAUGAAGCCCCUUGGCUUUUGCUGGCUUUUUGCUGUUAGGGUAUAAAGGGGCAAAAAAGAAGACUCAGGUAGUAGUCUGUGGGUUCAGAUGGGUCGCACCAGUCCAACCAGACUAAAUACACAGUAAGGCCCUGGAUCACCUACCCCAGACUCGAGGAAAGGGAAAAUGAACCUCAGUCCAUUAGACAGGAAGGGUUGAUAUUUAAUAAACAAGGGGAGACUGAA